CGGUGCUUCCUGUCGGGGAGGUUUCGCUAGCUUGUGGAGCGGUUUUGGUCAUGUUUCGGAAUGUUUUUGGUAGAUUGGUGACAGAAACCGUUCGUGUCCACCGCUAUGUGAAAAGAGCACCUUUAAUACGGGGGGAGACGGCAGCCUUUGUGUCGGUCAGGAGCUUCUCGGAUGUGAAGGACGAAGUGCAGGAGCCUUUCGACACCUCCCUGCUCGAGUUCCUGGUAUGUCCGCUGUCCAAGAAGCCGCUGAGGUACGAGGCAAAAACCAAUGAGCUGAUCAAUGAGGAGCUUGGAAUCGCCUAUCCCAUCAUCGGUGGCAUCCCCAACAUGAUCCCGCAGGAAGCCAGACUCGUACAGAAAGACCCAGAUCCCUCAACCACACCCACGCAGGGGUAGAAACUCCAUCACAAC
This is a messenger RNA of Chelmon rostratus (copperband butterflyfish), 413 nucleotides long. Its product is annotated as protein preY, mitochondrial-like. The record is from RefSeq and is a predicted model, not a curated record. The transcript is spliced from 2 exons. Bases 51 to 398 code for a protein of 115 amino acids. Lineage: Eukaryota; Metazoa; Chordata; Actinopteri; Chaetodontiformes; Chaetodontidae.